AUGGGGCCACUCACCGUGUGCCGUGCUGAGCUGAGCCUAGGAGCCGGGCUGCCCUGUGCUGGUGGUGUAGGAGCGCUGCUGUGCUGUGCUGUGCUGUGCUGCAGGCAGGGGCGUGCGGCGGCGACUGCGGACCCAAGCUCUCUCCCGCGGCAGCCCUCUCCGCCCGCCGCUCUACUCUCCCACGGGCCCCGCUCCCCCCGACACGGCUCAACGAGCAUCCGCACAAACAUACGAGUGGUGCUCCCCCACCCGCGCACCACCGGCCUCUCACGCACUAAAUCUAAAUGUGCCUACAUACAAAGGUUGAUUGAUCUUGUGAAACUGGAAUGGGUGUUGGGAGCUAUGAAGCACAUAAAGGCACCAGUAAGAUCGACCCGGUCGCAGUUUAGGCCAGACGGACCAUCCGGAAGUAGCGAACAGUGUAGAGGGAGAGAAGCGAACCGAGUCUAUAUAAGUGGGCGCAGCUGGCUGGAGAAAGUGCUGCCCGCCGAGCAGCCCGUGCAGACAGACACAGCGUGGACCGCCAGCAUGCCGCCACGCCGGACACCCGCGGCUGCCACUCUGCUCCCGCUGCUGCUGCUGCUGCUGUUCGGUGCCGCGUCCGCAGCAGACGUUUACGGCCGCGAGUUCGAUGACUAUUUCAAGGACUGCCACCGAAGAAGCCCAGACUUCGAUUCCUGUGUUCUCAAAGGCCUCAACGAUGUACGCCAUUUCUUUCCUACAGGAAUUCCCGAGUACGGAGUGCUGCCCUUCGACCCGUUCUUCGCCAAAGAAGUAGUGCAGAAGCGCGGCGGUCCCGGGGCCAGCUACAAGCUGCGGCUCAGGAAUGUCUACGAACGGGGCUGGACGCGCUCCAACGUCACCAAGUUCAGGAGCGACUUGGACAACAACCGCAUCGUCUAUUCGCAGUUCUUCCCGGAGAAGAGCCUGGACGGCGAGUACGAGAUAGAUGGCGACGUUCUGCAAUACCCCAUGACCAACAAGGGCAGCUGGAACAUGACACUCUACGACUACAGCCAGACGACGACCAUCACGCGGCGACCGACGGCGCGCGGCGGCCGGCUGUCGUUCUCGGGGCCUCUCAAAGUGCGCGUCCACGUGGAUCACAUCGGCAACAUGGACCUGCACGUCGGCAACCUGCUGCGCGGACGCGCCGUCAUGGAGCGCAUGCUGGACCGCAUGAUCAACACCAUGUGGCGCGUCGGCCUGGGAGCGGUGAAGCCGCUCGUCAACGAUCUGGUCAGCACGGCCUUCACAGAGAUCUUCAACAACGACUUCAAGGACUUCCCCUUCGACAAGAUAUUCCCACCAUAA
Schistocerca piceifrons (Central American locust) is the source of this 1314-nucleotide messenger RNA. RefSeq lists its product as uncharacterized. Bases 1 to 1314 code for a protein of 437 amino acids. NCBI's taxonomy places the organism in Eukaryota, Metazoa, Arthropoda, Insecta, Orthoptera, Acrididae. The transcript has 7 exons. The record is from RefSeq and is a predicted model, not a curated record.